AUGAUGUGCGCAUAUACUGGGGCGGAUGAUUCUCUCCGGGCGACUCGCCACGAUCUUUCGGCUGACUCCCUCAAGAGGAGAUUCAAGAAGCUGGUGAAGGUUGGCCGGGGCCAGGAGGUCCUGGAACUUAUUAAAGACAUCAAGACAAACGACCAAUGUCCUUCGCUCGAUACUUUGGCGGAGGAAGAUCUGCGCACCAUUCUCCGAGUCCUAGUCAGCGGUGAUGCGGCGGAGGAGGAUCCGGAGGACAAUGAGGAGGAAGAGGAGCGGGCACCCCGAAAGGCUGCUCCUCGACCUACGAAGCGUCCCUGCGCCAAAGUUUCCGGCCCUGAAGUCGGAACCAGCGGCGAGGCCUCCGCCAAGAAACCCAAGGUGACCAAGCCACCUCCGCUCGACUCCAAGAAGGUGGAGCGCGAGCGACUGAAACUGCUGACAACAGCAGGAAAGCGCUCUCGCCCCAAUAUUCCGGGCGCGACUAAUCUGAGUUCCACCGCCACGCGGACCAACGUGCAAGAGCCCAUCACGAAGUAUAUGAAGAAGUCCCCAGCCAUAAUUCCAGUUAGUAGCGGCAGAGCGGGCGGAGAAAGUUCCGGCGGCAAGGACCCAGCCCCUGAAGAAGCUGACGCACAAGGCCGUGAAGAAGUAGAGGUCACCUCCUCCGGCAAAGCUGAGGCUGGAACUGGUGAUAUGGUCGUGUUCCCCAAGAACUUUGGAGAUCCGGCUGAUCUUACUUCCACCCCAAAAGCCUUUGCCACCAAGUUUUUCAACAAGCUAACGGAGGCGGAAAAAUGGGAGUUGGAGCAAGAUCUUCUUAACUCGAUGCUGAACAAUGCCUGGGGCAAGCCGGACACCGAGACGUCGGAGAUCCAGGACUUCAAGAGAGAAACUGGCCAGUUCUUGGACAAACUUAUCUGCAAACGGAAGGAACAGCAGGCUCUGCAUUUUGAGCUUCAUAAAAACAUUGCUCUUCAGCGCCGCGUUACCCACAGCCAGGCGUCGGAAAUUCAACACUUCAAAGAAGAGAAUGCGGAUCUGAAGAAGCAGCUGUCGGAAGCCCAAGGUGCAUCCUCGUCCCUUGCUGCAGCCUCCUCCGAGUUAGAAACUCUCCGCGCCUCCCAGAAGAAACUCGAGGAAAAACUUGCCGAGACGGAGAAAAAACUCGCUGAGAAAAGCUCGGAGCUCAUCCGCAAAGAGGAACGUCGGAGCCAGUUCCCGCGCGAUGAUCUCCUGCAGCUAGCCGGAGAAGAUUGCAAAGACCUCAUCUCCGCCUCCAGGAAGAUCUCCCAUAACCUAAACAUCAAGAAGAGCCGAACCUGUGAUGUGCGCAAGCUCAUCAAGAGGAUGGAUGUGCUUCCGGAGUUGGUGGUGGAUCUGCAAGCUUCCUCGGCAUGGGGCGCGGCUGCCAUGUCCUUAGCCAUGUGCUUGGCACACAAUCCUGAGCUGGACCUUAACCGAGUAAUUGCUGGCGUUCCUUCGGACGCGGACGUCAACGCACUACUGGAUGCAGUCAGUGGCUAUGACACUCGCAUUGCCCGGAGGAUUUGCCAUGAUGAAUUCUAUGAUAAGGUGGUUCUCCCUGCCGACGAGUCCCUUGAAGCUGAGCUUCUCAAGGAGCGCGAGGCGGAAGCCAGACCCGCCGAAUCCGGAAACCAGUAUACGUGGACAAACUCCAAGGAUCAAGGUGGCGCUGCAACUCCGGCUGCAGAUGAAGAAAAAGACGAUGAAGAUGUCUCCUCACCCGCCAAGGACGCAGAGAAGGAAGCUCCGGAGGCUGAUGUUAAUGUAGAAACUUCUCCGGCUAAGGAGAAGUAA
Messenger RNA from Lolium perenne, 1812 nucleotides. Lineage: Eukaryota; Viridiplantae; Streptophyta; Magnoliopsida; Poales; Poaceae. The record is from RefSeq and is a predicted model, not a curated record.